Molecule: messenger RNA, 1218 nt
Organism: Diabrotica balteata
Lineage: Eukaryota; Metazoa; Arthropoda; Insecta; Coleoptera; Chrysomelidae
Source: the annotation of a GenBank genome assembly
AUGUUCCGUCAGGUGCAGACCUUAGUCCUUUUGUUUGCAGCAACACUUGCUGCAUCAGAUUUGACUGAACUAGAUCAAGCUGCAUCCAAUCAAUUGGUAGCUGUCGUUCAGUUGUUUAGACAUGGACACAGGACCCCUACAAAAUUUUUCAAAAAUGACCAAUAUACUGAUUUAUCAAAAUAUUGGAGCGGCCUUGACUUAGGACAACUAACAAAUCUAGGGAAACAACAGCACUAUGAGCUAGGACAAUUUACUAGGAAACGAUAUGGUAAAUGGCUGUCCGAAAAAUAUGACAAAAAUGAUUUCUACGCCCAGACUACUGAUGUUGAUCGAACACAUAUGUCAGGACAAGUAAAUCUUAAUGGGCUCUAUCCAGCCAAAAGAGAUCAAAUAUGGAGACGGCCAACUGAUUGGCAGCCCAUUCCGCUACAUCCAGGCGAUUCUAAUAUUUGGGAAACAUUCCCCAACUGCGCUGCGUAUACACCAGAAUUCGCCAAAGUUCUGUCAUCCGAUUUGUAUGCAACUAUAGACAAAGAGUACGCAGAUGUGUAUUCAUAUUUAUCGACGUAUUCAGGUGAAAAUAUUACAACACUAUCAAAAGCAUACUCCGUGUUUGACUGCUUUAAAAGUGAAGAUACUGCUGGUCUUCGUCUUCCACAGUGGGCUUCAAAUAUAUAUCCAGAACCAUUAACACAACUUAUGGGAUAUUACUUCCAUUCAAUGUCUUUCACAACUAAACUACAGCGAUAUUAUUCAGGAACUCUUCUAAAUUCCAUCCUAAACUAUUUUGACAACAAAAUAAAUGGUUCAGUAACCCAACAGUUCAAGAUGUACAGCGGACACGAUUCAAAUGUUGCAGCUAUGUUGAGCGCGCUCAACGCUUUUAAUCCACCAUCACCUCCAGAGUUCGCGAGCAGUGUAUAUUUUGAACUAAGAAACAUUUCAGGAUACUAUUUUGUAAAUGCAUGGAGCAAAGAUGGAUCCAACUUCAAAAAGGUUUCUAUAAGAGGAUGUGCUUUGGAUUGUCCUUUAGAAGAAGUUAGAGAAAGAUUGAGUGAGAUAGUCGUAGAUGUUGAUACCAGAACCAAAGAGUGUAAUGCCCAAACCACAUUCGAAACUAUUGAGUCUGAAAAGAUGUACAAGCAGCUUAUGGAAACUGGUGAAAUUGAACGUCUUAGAAACAUAUUUUAAAUUAAAUUUAUUAAAUAUGGUUUAAAA